CUUCACCCCUCACCUUGUCUCCUUCCCCACCACCAGUCCACUACUAUUCCUCCACCACCUCCAGCUCCGGUGCUCCAACACAACCAUUGAAUUUUCCCAAAUCCCCCUAAAUUCUCCAAUGCGGCUCCUCCCCGUGCUCCUCCUCCUCCUUGCCGGCGCCACCGUCCGCCUCGCGCGCGCCGCCGACGACCCCUUCCUCUCCGGCGCGCCGAUGAACCACAGCUACAACAUCGACUGCGGCGGCGCGGCGGACUUCACCUCCGCCUUCGGCCGCCGCUGGCUCGCCGACCGCUUCUUCUCCGCCGGCGGCGGCGCCGGGAUGGUCGCCGAGCCGCACCGCUUCCCGCAGCCGCAGGAGCGCACGCUCCGCUUCUUCCCGCCCUCCUCCGCGGGCAAGUCCUCCUGCUACUCCCUGCCCCUGCCCCCGGGCCGCUACUACCUCCGCCUCUUCUCCGUCUACGACAACUACGAUUCCAAGCUCCGCUCCCCUUCCUUCGACGUCUCCGCCGCCGCCACGCUCGUCCUCUCCUUCCGCUCGCCCUGGCCCGAGCCUGCCGCGCGCUACGGCGCCUACUCCGAUCUCAUCUUCCCCUCCGCCACCUCACCCACCUCCGACGUCUGCUUCUACUCGCUCUCCACCGACGCGCCCGUCGUCGCCUCCAUCGAGGUCGCGCCCGUCCACCCGCUCGCCUACGACGGCGCCACCACCGGCGCCAACCUCAUCCUCGUCAACUACGGACGCAUCACCUGCGGGAACAGCCUCUUCGGCCCGGGCUUCACCAAGGACCCUGACGCCUUCUCCCGGGUGUGGCAGGCGGACGUCGAUUUCCGGAACAACGACCUCAACUACGACGCCAUUACCGCCGGCGGGAGGAAGAUUUUCGGCAGCAACCAGCCGCCCAACUACUUCCCUACCAAGCUGUACGAGUCGGCAGUGACGACCGGCGGGGACGCCGCGAAUGAGAUCGAGUACGUGAUGCCGGUGGACACGAGGCUGUCCUACAUGGUGUGGCUGCAUUUCGCGGAGAUCGAUGCUGGGAUCGGGUCAGCUGGGCAAAGGGUGUUCGACGUAAUGGUAGCCGGGAAGAAUGUGACGAGGAUCGACAUUUUCAAGCAGGUCGGAGGGUUCACAGCGUUCAAGUGGACCUACAUUGUGGAGAAUCUAACGAGCUCGACGAUGAGCGUGAAGCUCGUGCCAGUAGUGGGACGGCCGAUUCUGUGCGGCCUCGAGAAUUAUGCAAUGGUGCCGCUUGAAAUGAGGACCGUGCCGAGCCAAGUGGCUGCAAUGAAAGCGUUGAAGGAGUCACUGAAAAUUCCGGCAAGGAUGAGCUGGAAUGGGGACCCGUGUGCGCCUACGACUUGGGAUGCAUGGGAGGGAGUCACUUGCCACCACGGUGACAAAGGGCUUGUGAUCACCCAAUUGGAUCUGGCAAGUCAAGGAUUAAAAGGUUACAUCACUGAUGAAAUAAGUCAUCUGAAAGACUUGGUAAGCUUGAACUUGAGCUAUAAUUCAUUGACAGGAAGCUUACCACCAGGUUUAGGCCAACCUUCACUAGUGUCACUGGAUCUGUCAUCAAAUGAGUUUACUGGAAGCAUUCCUGGCACCAUAGGUUCGUCCAAGCUACGGAUUGUUUUACUGGACAACAAUCAACUCGACGGGCAAGUUCCAGAAAGACUUUACUCGAUUGGCGUGCAUGGUGGUGUGAUAGACCUCUCAGGUAAUAAAGGCCUAUGUGGUGUGCCUACCUUACCUGCUUGUGCAUUAUUCUGGGAGAAAGGAGGGUUGAACAAAACUGGCAAAAUUGCACUUGGAGCGUCAUUUGGAUUUCUUCUGCUUGUCAUACUUAUAGUGGUCUACAUACUGUGCAUCAGAAGGGGACCAUAUGACUACGAUUUUGAAUUCCCUCAAGAUUUGACUUCCAUAUCGGCAAUAUCAGCAAAAAGGAAUAGGUACCAGAGGGCGAAGUCUGUGAUGCUUGCUGAGAUGGAGGCGCAUAGCCCAGAUGGUUUCUACACAAACGGGAGCACUCAUUGAGUGAAGUGUUGUGGGAAAUGGCCUCACUCACCGAUUGCUGUAUUUAUUGAGAAACACUUAUGGCGGCUGCAGGCGUGAAGCAGGGAUCUCGGUUCUGAAUCAAUUUUGCCCGUGUCACCAACAUGGCGUCCUUCCAACUUCAGUAGGCUUCCACUCCAUGGCUGUUACACUCACAGUUUGAACUAUUCGAAAUGUAACAUAUGUUCAUGUGUACUAUAAUACGAGGCGGUCGCUGUGGUAGUUUCUGCAGUGCAGCAAUUCUUUUUGUGGAUGCAGCUCUUUGCUCGAGGAGUCUCCUGUUACUUUAGCUUAGGCAUGCCCCCUAAAUGAAUUAGUAUAUGUAAUGGCAACCAGGACUGGGACAGAUUCGCGCGUUGUACGCUGGGUCAAGGUUGUGUAUUCUUUUUUGUAUAAAACCUGACAUGGUAUUACUGACCGACUAUGGAGUA
Messenger RNA from Phragmites australis (common reed), 2484 nucleotides. Its product is annotated as receptor-like protein 4. Gene Ontology annotation, molecular function: protein binding. Lineage: Eukaryota; Viridiplantae; Streptophyta; Magnoliopsida; Poales; Poaceae. The record is from RefSeq and is a predicted model, not a curated record. Bases 119 to 2035 code for a protein of 638 amino acids. The transcript has 9 exons.